Hyla sarda is the source of this 1869-nucleotide messenger RNA. It is a transcript of the gene TMED7, whose product is annotated as transmembrane p24 trafficking protein 7. Lineage: Eukaryota; Metazoa; Chordata; Amphibia; Anura; Hylidae. The record is from RefSeq and is a predicted model, not a curated record. Gene Ontology annotation, biological process: Golgi organization; intracellular protein transport; endoplasmic reticulum to Golgi vesicle-mediated transport. The transcript has 4 exons. Bases 199 to 852 code for a protein of 217 amino acids. Gene Ontology annotation, cellular component: COPII-coated ER to Golgi transport vesicle; endoplasmic reticulum; endoplasmic reticulum-Golgi intermediate compartment.
CCUCCUCCCUGACAUACACGUAGACAUUGCGCUAUUGUUUCCGGGGCAGCAGUUACCGGUUUCCGCUCUGAAGGUUCCUUCGCCCCGAUCCUCCUCCUCCGCAUCUGCCACGCUUGCAGGAGCUGCCCGUCACCUACAUCCGGGAUACGGCCGGGGAGGUGAUUGUUUCUGUUGGCUGUGGCCCGUAAUACCGUGAAGAUGCUACGCUGUCUGGUGAAUGGCUCCAGGGUGGGGUCCCUACUGUCACUAUUCCUGCUAAUUCUUGGUUGUGCCACUGCCUCCGAAAUUACCUUUGAGCUGCCCGAUAAUGCCAAGCAGUGCUUCUAUGAAGACAUCACUCAGGGAACCAAGUGUACGCUAGAAUUCCAGGUCAUCACUGGUGGACAUUAUGAUGUGGAUUGCCGGCUUGAAGACCCAGAUGGGAUUGUUCUGUACAAAGAGAUGAAGAAACAAUACGACAGUUUUACAUUUACAGCCUCUCGCAACGGAACAUACAAGUUCUGCUUUAGCAACGAGUUCUCCACUUUCACACACAAGACUGUCUACUUUGACUUCCAAGUUGGUGAAGACCCACCGCUCUUCCCCAGUGAGAACCGGGCCACCGCCCUGACACAGAUGGAAUCUGCUUGCGUUUCAAUCCACGAAGCUCUAAAGUCAGUCAUCGACUACCAGACGCACUUCCGCUUAAGGGAGGCGCAAGGCCGCAGCAGGGCAGAGGAUCUGAACACCAGAGUAGCCUAUUGGUCCGUAGGGGAGGCUGUUAUUCUCUUAGUCGUAAGCAUUGGACAGGUGUUCCUCCUUAAAAGCUUCUUCUCCGAUAAAAGAACAACCACAACACGCGUUGGAUCAUAACCCAGAAUCAUACGGAUGGUUUUCUUUCCUUACACACUGUUGUCCCAACUGCAGAUUUUUGGGGGGUUUUCCUUUUCCUGAUACCACUAAGGAAAAGACUGUAUAUAUUGCUAAAGCUAGGUUUUACCUUUUAAACUCCCAACAUAGCCAUCCCCUGGAAAGAUAUAAAAAAAAUAAGUGUUAAAACACUACUUUCUUUUUAACUGUUGGAGGGACUUUGUUUCAUAGGGGAUUUGGAUGUUGCACAUUCAUCUGUAAUGUUAAUAUAUUAUCCCCAGAAAGAUGUUCUGUCCACUUGGGAUUAUUAUAAUUUUUUUUUUUCAAAGCAAAGGCCUUUUUUAGUAGAUCCACCAGCGCACCGCCAUUGGUGUUCAGCGUGCAGCUAUUGUAAAGAGCCUAAAAACAUUGGCUAGGUCAGUGUUUCCCAACCAGGGUGCCUCCAGCUGUUGCAAAACUACAAAUCCCAGCAUGCCCGGACAGCCGUUGGCUGUCCGGGCAUGCUGGGAGUUGUAGUUUUGCAACAGCUGGAGGCACCCUGGUUGGGAAACACUGAGCUAGGUCAUACUAUGUGUACAUUUCUAGUUUAGCUUUUUUGGUCUAGCUAUGGGGGGUAUAAAUUAUCUGCAUUCAUUUACAGUUGGUAUACAGCCAAAAUGCUUUUUUUUUUUUUUUUAUUGAUUUUGUAUUUCUAGAAGAACGUGUGUUGCAGUUUAACGGAAGUUGUUCCUUUGCUUAUAUAUAACGGAGGCUCACCACUCUCUCACUUUUUUUUUUUUUUUUUUUUUUCUGAUUGGAUAGGCAUUCCUAUAUUUGUCAUUAUCAGGAUGUUGGGAAGAGGAGAUCAUAAGCCUAGAUAUAUUUAAAACGAUGACAAAGAUUUUCUAUGGAGAUCAUCAUUUUCAUCAUUGUAAAUAUCAUUUUUAUUUGCCCAACUACAUAAUCUGUAAAAAUUGGACUUUUAGGUUGACUGUCAACUAUUAUGUCGAUUGUUAACAAUAAAACGAUGUGCACACCCAG